AUGCAUUUUCAGUUAGGACAGGAGGCUGCCACAGAGUUGCAGCAGUUGGGUUGUAACAUGGAUGCAUCACUCUCUGUUGAUAGAGAUGCAGAAAUGCUUGAUUCCGGUGGUAACCACGGUGGUUGGAUCAUCUUUUUAUUCAUCAUAGGAACUUUUAUGUGCUUGACACUUGCUGCUGGAGGAUGGCAAUCAAAUUUGAUUGUGUAUCUGAUUCAGGAAUUUAACGUGAAGAGCAUUGAUGCUGCUCAGGUUUCAAAUGUAGUCAAUGGUUGCACUUGUUUAUUUCCAAUCAUUGGAGCAAUUAUUGCAGACUCUUUUUCCGGCUGCUUCCCUGUCAUCUUGAUCUCUUCUUGUAUCUCUUUUCUGGGACUGGUCCUAUUAGUUUUGACUGCAACUCUAGACUCCUUGAGGCCUCCGUCAUGUGAUGACAGAUUGAGCUUGUGUGAAACACCAUCAGAAUCUCAGUUUGCAGUUCUCUAUGCCAGUAUAGCUCUGGCAUCAAUUGGACUCGGAGGCACUCGCUUUACUCUAGCAACAAUGGGUGCAAACCAAUUUGAUAAACCAGAAGAGCAAGGGAUUUUCUUUAACUGGUUUUUCUUUGCAAUGUAUACAGCUUCUGUUAUAAGUUUUACAGCCAUUGUAUAUAUUGAGGACAAUGUCAGUUGGGGCUUGGGAUAUGGCCUAUGUGCUCUUGUAAAUUUGAUUGGUUUACUCAUUUUCUUAUCGGGAAGCAAUUUCUAUCGUCGGGAUAAGCCACAAGGCAGCCCAUUUGUGAAUAUAGUUCGUGUUCUUGUUGCAAGCAUCCGGAAAAGGAAUGUUCUGCUCUCAUCCAGAAGCGAGGAUUAUCACCACCACAAUGAUGGAGAGGCAAAGAUGGUUCCUGAGACACAUAAAAAGAGCUUGAGCUUUCUAAAUGGUGCAGCCCUGAAAACUGAAGGCGACUUGAAACCUGAUGGCUCAAUUGCAAAGCCAUGGAGCCUGUGCACAUUCCAACAAGUAGAAGAUCUCAAAACUGUCAUUAGAAUUUUCCCUUUGUGGUCAUCCAGUAUAUUUAUAAGCACCCCAAUAGCAAUCCAAGGCAGCUUAACAACCCUCCAAGCUCUAACCAUGGACCGUCGCAUCGUGUCACAUUUCAAAAUCCCAGUUGGAUCUUUGCCAGUCUUGGUUCAAUUAUCUACUUGCAUCUCUCUCCCAAUAAUUGAUCGCUUCCUAUAUCCCGUAUGGAAAAAACUGACCAGUCAAUCUCCAACUCCCCUCCAAAGACUAGGAAUAGGCCAUGUCCUAAAUAUCAUAAGCAUGGUUGUUUCAGCAUUAGUGGAGUCAAGGCGUCUCAAAACAGCCCACAGCUCCACGCUGCCAAUGUUGGUUAUGUGGUUAUUCCCACAGCUGGCCUUGGUUGGCAUUGGUGAAGCCUUCCAUUUUCCGGGGCAACUUCAGUUGUGCUAUCAAGAAUUUCCAGCGUCGCUUCGAGGCACGGCGACUGCAAUGGUUGCAAUGACAAUAGGCAUUGCUUUCUAUAUGGGCACGGCUCUGAUUGGUCUUGUUCGGAGGGUUACAGGGUGGUUGCCGGAUGAUUUAAACCAAGGGAGGCUUGACAAUGUGUACUGGAUGGUAGUUGUGAUUGGUGUGCUGAAUUUCGGUUAUUACUUGUCAUGUGCCAAGUUGUACAAGCAUCAGAAUGUUAGUGAGGGAGAGUAG
Messenger RNA from Prunus armeniaca (apricot), 1698 nucleotides. Lineage: Eukaryota; Viridiplantae; Streptophyta; Magnoliopsida; Rosales; Rosaceae. The record is from the annotation of a GenBank genome assembly.